This is a messenger RNA of Fusarium pseudograminearum CS3096, 1230 nucleotides long. RefSeq lists its product as uncharacterized. Gene Ontology annotation, biological process: malate transmembrane transport. Lineage: Eukaryota; Fungi; Ascomycota; Sordariomycetes; Hypocreales; Nectriaceae. Gene Ontology annotation, molecular function: malate transmembrane transporter activity. The transcript has a single exon. Bases 1 to 1230 code for a protein of 409 amino acids. Gene Ontology annotation, cellular component: membrane. The record is from RefSeq and is a predicted model, not a curated record.
AUGUCCUUCUCGGUUGAAGGAGAUGGUCGUCUCGACCUUAAACAGCGCGUCCAGGAUAUGGACAACGACAACUGGAAAGAAGGCCACACUCGAGUCGCCGGCCAAAAACACUUCAAGUCAUCGCAGAAAGUCAGCAUAAAAGAGCGCGUCAAGCAUUUAACCUGGGCUUGGUUUACAUUUGUUAUGAGCACAGGCGGUAUCGCGCUGUUGCUGCACUCUACACCACACCAGUUCAGAGGGUUGGAGGUUAUCGGAAAGAUCUACUACAUCCUAACGAUAGUACUAUUCCUCACUAUUGUUUCGGGUCUUGUUCUGCGAUUUACUACGACGCCGAAUGCGCUGAAGAAUAGCUUGAUGCAUCCGACAGAGAGUCUUUUCUUUCCGUGCUCUCUGCUCAGCAUUGCGACUAUCAUAUCGAAUGCAGGUGUUUAUGGUGUUCCUUCGGCAGGGCCCUGGUUGGCCGAUGCGCUGAGGGUGUGUUUUUGGAUUUAUGCUGGUGUCACCAUCUUAUCAGCUAUAGUCCAGUACUUUGUCCUCUUUACCGGAGCUCAUCUCCCCAUUCAUUCCAUGACACCCGGUUGGAUUUUGCCCAUUUUCCCAAUUAUGCUUACCGGAACUCUUGCGUCUUCUCUCAUGUCUACGCAAAGCUUGGAAUAUCGAAUGGCGAUGUUGGUGGCUGGCGUGACUUUUCAGGGCCUCGGGUGGACUGUUGCAUUCCUCAUCUACCCAUUGUAUGUGGGUAGACUAAUGCAAGAUGGUUUGCCAGCACCAGCGAUGAGGCCAGGUAUGUUUAUCGCAGUCGGUCCAGCCGGAUACACCUCUGUGGCCAUCAUUGGCAUGUCCAGGGCACUUCCGGAAGGUUAUGGUUAUUUCGCGACGUAUCCGAUGGCACAAGACGUUCUCCGGAUAGUAGCGCUUUGGCUAAGUAUAUGGAUAUGGUGUGUUGGGUUCUGGUUCUUUGGAUUCGCCCUCCUUGCCGUCCUGUCGUCUGCUUUUAAGCGCAAGUUGCAGUUCAGCAUGACGUGGUGGGCUCUUGUUUUUCCCAACAUCGGGUUUACCCUUGCUACAGGAAAUAUCGGGCAAGAGCUUGAGAGCGAAGGGAUUCAGUGGGUUGCAAGCGUUUUGACGGUAUUCCUGGUGAUUAUGUGGUUUGUUGUGUUAUACGGGAUGGUAUCAGCAGUUGUUCGCAAGAAGCUUCUUUGGCCUGGGCGGGAUGGAGAUGAGUCUUAG